UCGGACGGGAAGGAAGGGACCGCUGCUGCAGGAGAUACUUGGGGGGGGAGCGAGGGAGAGACAGGCAUACAAGAAGAGCGUGGAAGUGGAGAAGUGCUCAGUUAGAAGGAGGACGUAGGAGAAGCUCCACGUUGUUUUCUCUGGACUGGAGAGACACGCUUUGCCUUCUUUAUUUGUCUAAUAACGGAUUUAGACUCGGACUGUGCCUUUAUCAAGAACAUUUAAUUCCGGAAUAUAAACGCACAUAAGCAUACAUGUUGUAAGCACGUGUGUGUGUUUAUUUUUUUAAACAUACAUGCAUCCAAGGAACGGACCUUCGACUUUUAUUAUUUGAUCAAAACUUUUAUCGGAACACGGAUAAUUGCCACGACUGAUUUUUCUUGUAGUUAUUGAAUAACUCAAUGCGUUAAUUCACAUGGAUGGAUUUUGGAACAUUCAAAAACAAUUUUUAGUAAGUCCGAAUGCACAGUUUGAAAAGAAGACUAAACAACUUCAAGCGCAAACUGGCACUUGUGUGCGGACUUAGCGGACAUUACCAACCCCUGUUUGAUUGUCAACCCAAUCUGUGGGGCAAAGGAGGACUUUUAGACUUUUUGAAGAUUGAGGAAGGAAGGGUGAUUUGUCCCGCCUGGAAAAGAUGGAUUUAUCAACAUUUAUAACAUGGCUUUGCGUGUGUUUACUGUCACUUCUCGCAAGCGUGAAAGUCACAGCAGAGGAAGGAGGGUCUGAGCCGUGUGGGGGCUAUCUCGAUGCCAGCGAUGCAGGCUACAUCACCACUCCUGGAUACCCACUGGAGUAUCCGCCCCAUCAGAAUUGCCGUUGGAUCAUCACAGCACCAGAACCUUCUCAACGCAUUGUACUCAACUUCAACCCACACUUUGAGAUUGAGAAACUCGACUGCAGGUAUGACUAUGUAGAGAUCCACGAUGGGAACUCAGAAUCUGCGGACUUGUUGGGAAAGCACUGCAGUAACAUCGCCCCGGCACCAAUUAUAUCAUCUGGCCCCUCCCUGCACAUCAAGUUUGUGUCGGACUACGCCCACCAAGGGGCGGGUUUCUCGCUGCGCUACGAAAUCUUCAAAACUGGUUCGGACUGUUCUAGAAACUUCACCAGUCCCUCAGGUCUCAUUGAGUCGCCAGGAUUCCCCGACAAAUACCCCCAUAACCUGGAGUGCUCCUUCAUCAUCAUUGUGCCACCCAGCAUGGAUGUGACCCUCACUUUUCUCACCUUUGACCUGGAGAAUGACCCUUUGCCUGGAGCCGAGGGGGACUGCAAGUACGACUGGCUGGAAGUUUGGGAUGGACUUCCUGGAGUGGCCCCCCUGAUUGGUCGCUACUGUGGGACCAUGGUCCCUCCAGAGAUUCAGUCAUCCACUGGCAUUCUCUCUCUGUCCUUCCACACGGACAUGGCUGUGGCAAAAGAUGGCUUCUCAGCUCGUUAUAACAUGACGCACAAAGAAGUCAGCGAGACGUUCCAUUGCAGUAAUGCUUUUGGUAUGGAAUCUGGAAAGGUUACUGAUGAACAGAUCACAGCUUCAUCGAGUUUUUAUGAUGAAAACUGGCUGCCACAUCAGGCCCGACUCAACUACAACAACAACGGAUGGACACCCAAUGAGGACAGCAACAGAGAAUACAUACAGGUGGAUCUGUACACGCUGAAGGUGAUUACAGGCAUCGCCAUGCAGGGUGCCAUUUCCAAGGAGACACAAAAGUCAUACUAUGUGACCACUUUCAAGCUGGAGGUCAGCACAAAUGGAGAGGACUGGAUGGUCUACAGACAUGGCAAGAAUCAUAAGGUCUUCCAUGCAAAUACCGAUGCCACCGAGGUGGUUCUCAAUCGGAUCCCUCAGCCCGUUCUGGCCCGCUUUGUGCGAAUCAGACCUCAGUCAUGGAAGAAUGGCAUCGCACUGCGGUUUGAGCUUUACGGCUGUCAGAUUACUGAUGCUCCCUGCUCAGAGUUGCAAGGCAUGCUGUCUGGACUUCUUCCUGACUCGCAGAUCUCAGCAUCCUCCAUGAGGGAUAUCCACGGCUCCAUGGGCGCAGCAAGGCUGGUUGCCAGUCGGUCAGGCUGGUUUCCCAACCCAACACAGCCCGUAGCUGGAGAGGAAUGGCUGCAGGUGGACCUUGGUGUGCCCAAAAUGGUGCGUGGAAUCAUCACCCAGGGUGCAAGAGGGCUGGAGGGCAGCACCAGUGCUGAGAACAGAGCGUUUGUCAGGAAGUACAAACUGGCUCACAGUUUGACUGGCAAGGACUGGACAUUCAUCACGGACAGUAAGACAGGGUUUGCAAAGAUUUUGGAGGGCAACAGCCACUAUGAUAUGCCGGAGGUACGUCGGUUUGAUGAGUUAAUCACUCAGUACAUCCGAGUUUUUCCAGAGAGGUGGUCUCCUGCUGGGAUUGGCAUGAGGAUGGAGGUCCUCGGUUGCGACCUGCCAGAAAUGACCACUGUACCUGACACAGCGACCCCGACUCUGCCAAGGGUGGAGCAAUCUACCACAGUAAUGAGACCUGCCACCACGCCGUCGCUGUGGGCCGUAUGUGACUUUGAACAGAGCUUGUGCGGCUGGUCUGCUGAUCCCCAGUCAGGUGUCAGCUGGUCCCUGCACACCGCUGGGAGCAGUUCUGCUGGUCAUGGCCCACAUGAAACCAGGCUGGACCUGACACUGGGAUCAGAUAAUUUCUCAGGGAACUACCUCCAUUUGGAUGCGGGAUCCCACACCCAACGCAAGCGUGCCAGGCUCCUUAGUCCAGAAGUGGCUCCAGAGCAAGGCCCACUCUGCUUGGUCUUCUACUACCAGCUUCUAGGAGAAGCAGUGGGGAGUCUGAGGGUCCUGCUGAGGGACAGUGAUCUGGAGGAAACCUUGCUGUGGACCUUGAAAGGAGAUCAGGGGCCUCACUGGCGGGAGGGCCGCACAAUUCUGCCCCAAAGUCCCAAGGAAUAUCAAGUGGUGUUUGAAGGCUUCUUUGACCAUCCAACCAGAGGCCACAUCAGAAUAGACAACAUUCACAUGAGUAACAGCAUCAGCCUGGAGCAGUGCACACAGUCUUUUCCUCCAUUGACUCCUGACAUAACAAGGGGUGCCAUGUCUGGGAUGGAACCUACUGUAGACACAGUGGAAGUGCAGACCAUUGCUGCCCACUGGUACUACUUGUUAGCGGGAGGAGGCGCCCUCUUUCUUCUGGUUACUGUAAUUGUGGUGGUGAUAUUGUGCUGCUCUCGGUACCAUUGGGGGUCCAAGAAGACCAGCACUAGCCAUCAUCAUUCAGUGAUGUACCAUAACAACCAACAUCUAAAUCAUCCAAACUGCUUCUACAACCAAAACUCCAGCUGUAAUCUGAUGCACAACCCCAACCAAAACAUCCCUCAACCUGAUAGCGGGCCAGGUCUUGAGCCCAUGUUGGUCAUCAGACAGGAUAAGGAAGGCGACUGCUGUGAUCCCCAAUGUUGAAAAGUGGACUGCGUGGGAAUCACACAGUAUGUCAACGCAUCAAAGGGCGUCAGGACUUCCUGAAAGUCUCUAGUCAGUGGAGUCGUCACCUUCCUAUCCCCGAUGAUUGAUGCAACGGACCGAUCAGGAUGCACCUUCACUUUCACUUCCUGGUUGUCUGGAGACGUUGCACUGAUGAGAGAAGAACAAUUCCUGAGUUGACUUUCCAUGAGCAAUUCUGUCAUCCAGUGAGACCAGAUAACAUCAAUUUGACGACCCUGGAGCACACUGUGGAACCAAUGGAACACCUUUGUUCCAACAGCAGUUUUGUUUUCUUCUUUUUCUUCAGUGGAAUUUAGAACAGUAUAUGUCUAUGUGGUCCACUUUGAUCUAGUGUGUGGACCCAGCUUGACACUUAAUAACCUAUCCUGGGUUCAUGCACUACAUGAAAACAGACUGUUUUUUUUUCAAGGAGGAGAAUCAGGUGUUUAUUUGUCAGCCAGUGGUUGAGAGACAGAAAGAAUUAGAGCGGACUUUCCAGCAGGGAAUGAUUGACAAGUACACCUUCAACGUCAAGUAUGUUGUUCCUUUGAUCGGUCACAGUGAAACCUCGGAGCACUUUGGCUAUGUCCACACAAACACGACUAUUUUUAUUAGAUUUAGUCCAAAGUGAAUUUUAUUUGACUGAAAGUCAUUUGUGGAAAAUUUUUGAUUUUGACAGUGUUGGCGUCAGACCUGACUAUGUUCUCAUUUUUCAGGAGGUCCUCGAUUUAUGAAUGAGUUUUGUGGAAUUAUAACUCUUUAAGCACCACAGUUGCAAAAUUGCAACAAGCCACUUUGCUGAAUUUAACAAGCCAUUUCUGCAAAUAUGAUGCCUCAUAGAGUUCAUACUUUACCCCCAGGAGGUGGCGGACAUCUGUCAUUUCAAUCUGAACAACAUGUGUGGGCGUGUUCUAUGCAAAGUUGUUAACUUUCUAAACUUUGAAGCCCCUUGUGCGUUCACAGUCCACACGCAACAUACUUGAGCCGAUGCUUUGUUAAACCAUGUUCGGGGUUGACAAUAUUUGGGGGGAUGUGAUGGGUUGCUAAUGGUGAGAAGGUUAGCGGGAAUGUAAAUAAAACGCGGAAAUAGUGGAAUACAGCGUACCAUCCGCGGGAUGCCCAAAAUGCACUGCUAAUAGACAGACAUAACCUGAGAAUAUGAUGACAAUAAGAUAAGUUAUCUUGAUAAUAAUAGCAGUAAUGAUGGCGGUGCUGGCAACAGUGGUGUUCAAGAUCUCACUGUAAAUGGCGUUGUUGAUGGCUGGGUUUGCUUAAGAGAUGAAGAAGAGGAUCCCAAGUCGAUCAGACAUUUUGGUACCGUGGAGACGGGGAUCUGAACAAUUCUGAGCCUGAUGACAUUAUCAUAUGCACAUUAGAUGAGUAGAUUUACUCCCAUCACUAACUUUGGGUCAUACUGAUAAUUUUUCUUAUUUGCAGUAUGUCUUUAUCUCUAACCAUUUUCAAGCUACAACCUUUUGAAAUAGUAAUAUCAAAACUGAAAACAAUGCUGGCACCUAAAAGUUCAAGUUGAGUUUUUGUUUAAAUUGGAAUUUUACAUGAAGGACAUACAAUCGACCUUGAUGAAAAGAUUGAAUACAAUCAAAUAACAAUAAAACUUGCACUAGCACACUGCAAGGGGCUUUACAAAGGGGCGAGAGAAAGGGUUUUUGGCAGGAGAAAGUUUCAGUCAUGAGACUGCUAGUUAACACUGGCCAUUUCUUAAAUGCAGAUCCUUACACAUGUGCACUGUGUCUUCCCUCAGUGGGCACAAUGUAUUUUUCCACCUACGUAUUAUUCUGUUGUGUGCACUAGCUGGUUAUCAUUUUCUUUUUGUACAGUAUUAAGGAUUUAACAGGAGUGCACCGUAACCAAAGAAAACAUCAUAAAGCAAGGACUGCCCAUUACAUUGUUUUCAAGUGGGUUAUUCAUCCAAGCUAUCAUACUUCCCUUUUCUUCAACUUCUUGUGUCUUUUGGCUUUCUGAUGUCUGACAUGUCAUCAGGGUUUACGGCGCUACCUGUUGCAUGCAUUUGAACGCCUCCAAAUAUGUUUGGUGUAGAUUUUUUGGAUAUCCCUUGCCACAUUGGUUCAAAUUUUGCGACUUCACUUUAUUAAAUGUAUGAAUUGCACUGUUUAGUAAUUGAAUACGGCCUAUUCUUAGCCCACAAAUAUUCAUAUUGAAGCAAAAGUUUGGUGUUUUUUGCCCAAAUUAAGCAUUGUCAAGUUUUACAAUGUCUAAAUGUACAAAAAUACAAGUGCAAGGAAUUAAGAAAAUGCACUGCAUUCAAAUUGUGAAUGUUAUUCUAACUAGUCACUCGGUGUCUGUAAUUGUUUGGUGAGACCAGCACCAGACUUGAUUGCUGGACGAACAGGCAGGUUUACUGCAGGUUUAAAUUAUCUCACAAUAGGCAUAGUAAUAAAAAUCACAAUAACAACACAGACUACAGUUGGGGCUAUAAUCCAGCUAAAAUCCACACAUCCGGAACACAUUUAUUGCAACGCAUUAGCACAUGAGUCUUAUUUACAUCUCAAAUGGCUCAUUUUCUCUGAUUAUGUGUACUAUACUGCGUAAUGUCGAUGUAAAGGUUAUUAUGUGGGUUCCAUUUAAUCCCUAGAGGGCUCUCAUGAUGUUAAAAACUCUAUUCAGAACACCGUAAACAGGAUUUCAUAACUGCAAAAAGAUUCAAUUUUUAAGGAAGGAAUACUCCUUUGCAGAAAUUCGGGUCAGCAAUAAACGAGGGAUUACUGUCUAAGAAUUCUUUUAGAAUUUUUUUAAACAAAAGUGGACUUGUGGACUUAGUCUACAACAGACAAAGCAUGCACGAACACAUUACAGCACAUGAAGAAACAGGAUAUGCAUUCGAUGAUCAAAAUCCAGCCUCUUGAUGACUGAAAAGUUGUUGCCUGAAUCCUAUGGAUACGUGAAGCCUGUGUCUGCAUCUUUGUAUGUUCUUCACACAUUUUGACUGAAAUAUCCAGCUGUUAAUAUCUGUGGGUGUAUGGUUGGUUGAUUUAUUGACUGAUUGUAAAAUAUGGUGCAACUGAGCUUUCAUUCAUCAAACGAGACCAAGCAUUCAUUGUGUUACCUCUGAACUCAUGAAGCCUUUAAUUGAAGGGUUUCACAUCUUAUGCAUGUUUGAAGCCUUUCUAGGUAUUAAUUAUUGCUGAUUUUCUCCAGCACUUUUGGCUUUUGCUUCAUUGGUAUUUUUGUAUACCUACUUAAGGCGGGGAUUUGGUCCCGGUGUUCUUCAUAAUUUGGGAAUCUUUGACGGAAUACUACUGAUUUUGGGUCGCUCUGGUUCAUAUAGUAUAUAUACUGUCACCACAGCUUUUUAAUAAUGCACCGGUACCUCGGUUUUUCUACAUCCCAGUUUUUGCAGGAUUCGGUUUUCAAUGAAAAUUAUUCAUUGUAAUGUAUUAGUUGUUUUUAUUAGUCCCUUUUCCCAUCAUUCUGCAGAACUGAAUGCACAACGAAUCCCAAGUGUAGUUGACUCAGUCUUGUUGUGUUAUUAACACAGUGUGUGAGUCCAAAUGUAUUCGUAGUGUUACCUUUUACCGUGCUCUUAACCUCUACCCAGAAAUCAUUCCAGCUCCAUUGCCGCUCUCAAAGAAAGAAUAGUCACACUUCUACUUUGCAUUUGACUACUACCAGUGGAACCUCGGUUAGUGUGUUUUAUGGCACAAUAACACACAUUUCCUGUCGACUGCAUGAAUUCCGUGUGUUCACUGUGUGCUGUUAAUGUCGUGUUAUCACAAAACAUCCUUGUUAGCAGCCCAUUGACAAGCUAAUGAAAUGGAAACCAGAACCACAAGUCAGCUCU
Messenger RNA from Doryrhamphus excisus (bluestripe pipefish), 7289 nucleotides. Lineage: Eukaryota; Metazoa; Chordata; Actinopteri; Syngnathiformes; Syngnathidae. The record is from RefSeq and is a predicted model, not a curated record.